AUGUUCCACACGCCGGCUACGCCGCACAAAAAGCGACGACCACGUGGCACCGCUGCAAAAUCGGAGUGCAAGAACAACCAAGAUGUGUUACCAUCGUUCAGCUUAAAGGAUGAAGUGCUGGAAAAACCUGAAAAUGCGCAAAGUGCCUGUAGUAAGAGUAAAAAGUCAUCAAAGACAGCAGGCACGUCGUCAAGUACGGCACGCAAACGGCAAUUGGAAUACGAAACCGCUAAAGCUAUGGCUCUCGUGGAAAUACAAGCAGCGGAAGCUGAAGUACAAGCAGCUGAAGCAGAAGCCAAGGUUAAAAGUGCUCGGGCAGAAGCUGUCAAGAUUAAGGCAAAUAUUCAGUCGGAGCUGCUAAAGAAACAGCUUGCUGCUGAGAUGGCUGAAUUGGAAUCUCGAUCACGCUCUUCCCACAAGUCGGCUGUAAAAUCUUCGACCAGCAAAGUUGAAAAUUGGCUUAAUGCCCCAGGAAACAAGCAUGAGGAGAACCGAGAAGAUUACUCCCGUGAAACAUUCGGCCCAGAAAAGCUGGCACAUGCCUUGAAUGAGGCAGUGGCUGCCUCAUCAUAUAAAACACAGAACCAGGAGCUCUUAACAAGAUUAGCAACGUCUAAAGACCUGCCUUUAUUUUUUGGAGAUCCAAUGGAGUGGUUGCAGUUUAAACAGGCGUACCAAGAAUCUACCCAAUUAUGCAAAUAUAGUGACACAGAGAAUUUAUGGCGGCUGCGUAAGUGUCUUCGUGGCGAUGCUAAAGAAGCGGUGACUUCACUCUUGAUUGGUGGAACUACACCCGAGUUAGUAAUUGACACCUUAGAACUUCGAUUUGGCAAACCAGAAACAAUUAUGAGUAAAAUAGUUCUACAGCUAAAAAAGCUAUGUCCGUUGCCGCUAACUUAUCAUAAUGAUAUCAUUAAUUUUGCAAUAAAAAUAAAGAACUAUGUGGCUGCUACCAAAGCAAUGCAACAAAGUGAUUAUCUUCGCAGCCCGGAAUUAGUAUCAAUUGUCGUAUCCAAGCUUCCAACUUUACUUGUCGCAAAAUGGACCGACUACGUUUAUGAACAGCGAGAGUGUAAUUUACCGAAGCUGGAAUUGCUUAGUGAUUUUUUAUACGAGGAAGCCACUAAAACAGCUGCAUCAGGAGUAAGUCAUAUUCACGCUCAAUAUAAUUUAAAGAAGCUCGAUGAACGUAAACACCGUUCACACUCGCUGUUACUGUACACAAAUAGUAAUCAAUUACAAAACGCUGAAAAGUGUAUAUUUUGCCGAAAAGGGGCUCAUGGUGUCUCAGAUUGUUCACGGUUUAAGCGCGCUUUACGCAAAGAUCGCUGGCGAUUUGUACGCGUAAAUAAACUUUGCUUCAAAUGUCUUGUCCCCCGCCAUACGAAUGGUAUGUCUUGUAAUAGCAGUAAUUGCGACAUUGACGGCUGCAAUCAACCGCAUCAUCGUUUACUGCACUGGAUUAAACCAUUGGAAGAAAGCUUAAAAACUGUGGAGCGAGGUGAGGAUGAGCAUCCCAGCACCAAUGAAACAGUGACUCAUACAGUGGCAUCCCACUGUCACAAGGUGCUUUUGAAAUUUAUCGUAUUAAAUUUAUCGUGGUGCCGCUCACUCUUCACGGACCGAAUGGCAGUUUACAUACGCAUGCACUACUGGAUGAUGGAGCUACUGUGA
Parnassius mnemosyne (clouded apollo) is the source of this 1674-nucleotide messenger RNA. The record is from the annotation of a GenBank genome assembly. NCBI's taxonomy places the organism in Eukaryota, Metazoa, Arthropoda, Insecta, Lepidoptera, Papilionidae.